AUGUUUCGAGCGGCGGCCGCAGGGCCUUACGAUGAGGCCAUCAACAAGGCAACCGACGAAAACCUCACGUCCGAGGACUGGGGCGCCAUCAUGGAGGUCUGCGAUCGAGUAGCCACCGAUGCCAACGGUGCCAAGGAGGCUGUCAACAGCAUGAUCAAGCGCCUGGCCCAUAGGAACGCCAAUGUCCAGCUGUAUACCCUCGAGGUUUCCAACGCCCUCUCCCAAAACUGCGGCAAGAACAUGCACCGCGAGCUCUCCAGCCGUGCCUUCACCGACGCCCUCCUCAAGCUCGCCAACGACCGCAACACCCACACCCAAGUCAAGGCCAAGAUCCUCGAGCGCAUGAAGGAGUGGUCCGACAUGUUCAAGUCCGACCCCGACCUCGGCAUCAUGUACGACGCCUACUACCGCGUGAAGCAGUCGAACCCGACCCUGCAGCCCCCGAGCGCCCCGCAAAAGAACGUGCUCACCGACGCCGACCGCCAGAAGGAGGAGGACGAGCUCCAGAUGGCUCUCCAGCUCAGCUUGCAGGAGGAGGAACGGAAGAAGAGACCCGCUGGUGCUUCGGGAGCAACUGCGUCUUCGUCCGGUGGUGCGGCGGCAGGGCCGAGUAACGCCGGAGCAGGAGGAGCAUCGGAGGGACGCACGAACUCAACCGCUGGCCAGGCGGAGGCAACACCGCAAUCGGUUCCCUCUGGUACCACGGCCGCUACCGUGUCCCGCGUCAGGGCGCUCUACGACUUUGUGCCUUCGGAGCCGGGCGAGCUGGAGUUCAAGAAGGGCGAUGUCAUUGCCGUGCUGGAGAGCGUGUACAAGGAUUGGUGGCGCGGAUCUCUCAAGGGCAAGACGGGCAUCUUCCCGCUGAACUAUGUCGAGAAGUUGACGGAUCCGACGCCGGAGGAGUUGCAGCGUGAGGCGCAGAUGGAGGCGGAGGUGUUUGCGGAGAUCAAGAAUGUGGAGAAGCUGUUGACGCUCUUGAGUGCUGGAAACACGGGGCCGAGAGAGGAGGAUAAUGAGGAGAUUUCGAAACUAUAUCACCAGACGUUGGCGAUUCGGCCUAAGCUUAUUAAGCUGAUUGAGAAGUAUUCGCAGAAGAAGGAUGAUUUCACACAGUUGAACGAAAAGUUCAUCAAGGCUAGGAGAGAUUAUGAAGCGCUCCUCGAAUCUUCCAUGUCGCACCCACCAGGGCCGACUUAUCACCAAUACGCAAUGAGACCUCCAAUGACCAACAGCUACGGAUCUGGGGGAUACGGCGCGCCUCCUCCGCAACAGCAACAGGAGCCUCCUCGGUUCUAUACUCCAGCGCCCGUUCAAGAUGCACCCCAGUAUCCUGUAACCUCGCCGUCGCCUAACCCUAACCAUUUCAUCCGCCCUGCUGGCACUCCUGCGCCCUAUUACAUGGGUGGUGCUGAAGGCCCGGGACAACAUCAACAGCAACCUCCCUAUCCUCAACAGCAACCGCAACCAGCAUAUGGUGGUCCCUCCCGACCUCAAGACCAGCGUAUCCCAUCAGGGUCCAACCCCAUGGCCCCCGCUCCGCUGAACACGACUUCCUCGCCACCACCAGGCAACCAGUAUGCCCCGUACCAACCCCCAGGCGCAUCCGGAGCCAACAAUCGCACAAGCUCAUACAGCAGCGCAAACGGUGGUGCCCCCCAAGAGCUCUCUACCUCGGCUUAUGACUCGCCCAUUGCCCAACACAGCACCAACCCCCUCUCCAACCCAUCCUAUAACGCUCCCUCCGCUCCUUCCUACAACCAAGGAGCUCCGGGAGCUCCCACCGACGACCCCUACGCACCAGCCAGCCCCACAGCCCCCGCCCCCGGAGCAGGAAGCAGCAGCAACGUAGGAUCUGCUCCCCUUCCUCCCUCCGGUCCCGCUCCUUCAGCUCCCUCAGCUCCUUCAGCACCCAGUGCUCCCGACGGUUACGCACAGGGCGGAUACCACACCCAGAAUCCUUACCACCAAGCUGCUGCUGCUGCCGCUGCGGCUGCUGCUUCUUCACGGACGCAUACGGGAUAUGAUGGUGCUGGUAGCGAGGUGUCAUCGACGGCACCGCCGCCUGCGGCUUUGCAACCCGGUGGUGGGGCACAGCAUCAGUAUAAGGCUUAUGUACCGCCUGGGGCGCCGUCAGCGCCGGGUGGUCAAGGUCAGGGAGGAGCAGAGGGACCGAGUGCCCCGGGGCUGCAGGGACAGGGACAGGGGCAGGGGCAGAACGAUGGGUUGGCGGAUUAUUAUCGGAGUGCUUAUUAG
Neurospora tetraspora is the source of this 2253-nucleotide messenger RNA. RefSeq lists its product as uncharacterized. NCBI's taxonomy places the organism in Eukaryota, Fungi, Ascomycota, Sordariomycetes, Sordariales, Sordariaceae. The coding region runs from base 1 to 2253 and encodes 750 amino acids. Gene Ontology annotation, molecular function: ubiquitin binding; phosphatidylinositol binding. The transcript has 6 exons. Gene Ontology annotation, biological process: protein transport to vacuole involved in ubiquitin-dependent protein catabolic process via the multivesicular body sorting pathway. Gene Ontology annotation, cellular component: ESCRT-0 complex. The record is from RefSeq and is a predicted model, not a curated record.